AUGAACAGGUACAAGGUGAUGAAGCAGCUGGGGGACGGCACUUACGGGACCGUGUGGAAAGCGCUUAACCUGCACACGAACGAGAUUGUUGCUGUCAAGAAGAUGAAGCGCAAGUUCUAUUCAUGGGACGAGUGCAUGAGCCUGCGAGAGGUCAAGUCGCUGCGCAAGCUGAACCACCCCAACAUAGUGCGGCUGAAGGAGGUGAUUCGAGAAAACAACGAACUCUUCUUCAUAUUCGAAUUCAUGGAGUGCAACCUGUACCAUCUGAUGAAGGACAGAGAGACCUACUUUCAAGAAUCCACCAUUCGAAACUGGAUGUACCAGGUGCUACUAGGCCUGGCGCACAUGCACAAGCACGGCUACUUCCACCGCGACCUCAAGCCAGAGAACCUGCUAGUGACCAAGGACCUGAUUAAAGUUGCGGAUUUCGGCCUGGCAAGGGAGAUCAAGUCGCGGCCUCCUUUCACAGACUACGUGUCUACCCGAUGGUAUCGAGCACCAGAGGUGUUACUUCAGUCAACAGUUUACAACGCCCCAAUAGACAUGUGGGCAAUAGGAGCAAUCAUGGCAGAGCUCUUCACACUCGAACCACUCUUCCCCGGGGCAAGUGAGAUCGAUGAGAUUCUCAAGAUCUGCGCUGUCAUCGGCACGCCCACCCCCAGGACGUGGCCCCAGGGCCUCCGUCUCGCAGCUUCCAUGAACUUUCGCUUCCCUGAGUACUCGCCCAUCCCGCUCGCUCAAAUCAUGCCCAUGGCAUCAGACGAGGCAGUCGACCUGGUGACCGCUCUCUGCUCCUGGGACCCUGCAAGGCGCCCCUCCGCUGCCCAGGCGCUGCAACACCCCUUCUUCCUG
Molecule: messenger RNA, 852 nt
Organism: Closterium sp. NIES-65
Lineage: Eukaryota; Viridiplantae; Streptophyta; Zygnematophyceae; Desmidiales; Closteriaceae
Source: the annotation of a GenBank genome assembly